UCUAACUCUCCAACUGACUGGAACACUCCUUAGCACUUCGUCUUUUGCUUUUUUUUUUUUAAUAUUUUGUUCUUGUUCUUUUUUUGUUUUUGUUUUGUUUCUUUAAAAAGAAACCAUUUGAAGCUCAAAGCUGGUCUUGAUCAUAAUAGUUUUCAAGUUACAAAUUCUUUGUUUUAGCUCUUUCUUGUUUAUCUCAUACUCCAUUCUGUACUGGUUUUUUGUUUGAAGCUAAACAAACAACUGAUCCUCAUCAUCACAGUUUUUGUUUGAGAAUUCAUUUUGAUUUGGAUUUCCUUUUUUUAUUCCUUAAAGAACAAACACCCCUUUGAAGCUCUGAUCAAUACUACAAUACUAAGUUGCCUUGUUUUUGUUUUUCAUUUUUACUUGGGUUAACUCUGUUUUUUCCCCUGAAACUGUUGUAAUCAAGCUUCUGGCUCUUUGGUUUGCUUGUCCUUUCCGUAUAAUAAUUAACCUCUUUAUUUUCUUUCAUCAGAAAGCUAUUUUUGAUUAAGGUACCAUCCAUGGAUUUUGGACUCAAUCAGCUUCAUUUUGUUAUGAUACCCUUAAUGUCUCCAGGCCACCUCAUACCAAUGAUGGACAUGGCUAGACUAUUAGCUCAACAUGGAACCAUGGUUACCAUUGUCACAACACCCCUCAAUGCCAUCAAAUUCAACUCCAUGGUCGAUAGAGCAAGAAAGUCCAAUCUGCAAAUCCAGAUUCUCACUCUCUCAUUCCCAACUUUGGAGGCUGGCUUGCCAGAAGGGUGUGAAAACAUGUCCCAACUAUCCACACGUAACUUGAUCAAGAACUUUUAUGAAGCCACUAACAUGUUGCAGCAACCAUUUGAGAACUUGCUUCGAAGCUUGGACCCUCCAGCGAGUUGCAUAGUGUCCGGUAAGAAUCUUGGAUGGACAGUUGAAACAUCUCGAAUGUUUAAGAUUCCAAGGAUCUUUUUCGAUGGGAUGGGAUGUUUUUCUUUCUCAUGCACGCAUAGAUUAGAGAAUAGCACAGUACUUGAGGCUGUUUCUAGUUCAGAUCCCUUUUUGAUUCCUGGAUUGCCUCAUAGAGUGGAGUUGACUAAAGCCAAGCUACCUGAGAAUCUUCAUCCAGGAUCAGCAGACUUGACCGAUGCUCGAAACAAAAUGAGAGCAGCUGAAGUUGUAUCGGAUGGAAUUGUUGUGAAUACUUUUCAAGAGUUGGAAGGAGACUAUUAUGUCAACGAGUAUAAGAGGGUGAAAGGAGGCAACAUAUGGUGUAUUGGACCGGUUUCAGGUUAUAACAAGUCAGAGUUAAACAAGGUUGAGAGAGGUGAAAUGGCUUCCAUUGAUGUGAACCAGCUCUUGAAAUGGCUGGACUCAUGGGAACCAAGCUCAGUCAUUUAUGCUUGCCUUGGUAGCAUUUGUGGCCUCAAACCAAGGCAGCUUAAAGAGCUUGGUUUAGGCUUAGAAGCAUCAAAUAGGCCAUUCAUUUGGGUGAUAAGAGGAGGUGAGAAAUCAGAAGACUUGGAGAAAUGGAUUUUGGAGGAUGGAUUUGAGGAGAGGACAAAAGGGAGAGGCCUUGUAAUCCAUGGUUGGGCACCACAGUUACUGAUAUUGUCUCAUCCUGCAAUUGGAGGCUUCUUGACACAUUGUGGUUGGAAUUCAACACUGGAAGGCGUAGGAGCCGGUGUGCCAUUGCUAACAUGUCCAUUGUUUGCCGAGCAAUUCUUCAAUGAGAAAUUGGUUGUGGAGGUGUUGGGGAGUGGUGUGAGUGUAGGUGUUGAGGCUGCUGUGACAUGGGGUUUGGAGGACAAGUCCGGGUUGGUAAUGAAAAGAGAGAAUGUGAAGAAAGCUAUAGACAAAGUAAUGGAUAAAGGAAAAGAAGGUGAGGAAAGAAGAAAGAAAGCAAGGGAGCUUGGUGAAAUGGCAAAACGAGCAAUAGAAGAAGGUGGAUCUUCUUACCUUAACAUGGAAAUAUUAAUCCAAUAUGUGAAAAAACAACAAUUGCUUAGGCUUGAAAAUGCCAUCAAAUCUAGUUGAUAUGCGGAAGAUAAACUAUAAACUCCUUGUAAUUUAUUUCUAUCUUUUUGUUACUUUAAUGUUUUAUGUAUUCUUCCAAUAUGGAUAUAUAUAAAUAUAUAUUUAUAUUUAUAUAA
Molecule: messenger RNA, 2134 nt
Organism: Humulus lupulus (European hop)
Lineage: Eukaryota; Viridiplantae; Streptophyta; Magnoliopsida; Rosales; Cannabaceae
Product: UDP-glycosyltransferase 73C3-like
Exons: 1
Coding region: 522-2018 (498 amino acids)
Molecular function (GO): UDP-glycosyltransferase activity
Source: RefSeq, a predicted model, not a curated record